Malania oleifera is the source of this 3150-nucleotide messenger RNA. RefSeq names its product cellulose synthase-like protein D1. The transcript has 4 exons. Lineage: Eukaryota; Viridiplantae; Streptophyta; Magnoliopsida; Santalales; Ximeniaceae. Bases 1 to 3150 code for a protein of 1049 amino acids. Gene Ontology annotation, cellular component: plasma membrane; trans-Golgi network. The record is from RefSeq and is a predicted model, not a curated record. Gene Ontology annotation, molecular function: mannan synthase activity; cellulose synthase (UDP-forming) activity. Gene Ontology annotation, biological process: cellulose biosynthetic process; plant-type primary cell wall biogenesis.
AUGGCGAGUUCCCCCAGCCCAACCAAGAAACUGUCAGCGUCGGCGUCGACCGCCGGCCGGCCACCUCAGGCAGUGAAAUUCGCUCGCCGGACGUCGAGCGGCCGCGUCGUCAGCCUGUCGCGGGACGACGACUUGGACAUGUCCGGCGAGUUCGCGGGCCCCAGUGACUACAUCAACUACACGGUGCUGAUGCCGCCGACGCCGGACAACCAGCCAGGUGCCGACGCGUCGUCGUCGGACUCGAAGCCCGACGGAGCGGGAUCUUACGGGUCGUCGUCUCGGUUCGGGUCUGAUUCGCAGCGGGUGGGAAUGGGGGGCCGGCGGGCGGGGGAGGGGGGCGGGGGUAUGGGUAAUAAAAUGGAUCGGAGCAUGUCCAUAAUGAAUUCGAACAAGUCGAUACUGCUGAGGAGUCAGACGGGGGACUUUGAUCACAACCGUUGGUUGUUCGAGUCGAAGGGAACGUACGGCAUCGGGAACGCGUUCUGGUCGGAGGAGGAGGAUCCGUAUGGGCCGGAUGGUGGGGUGUCCAUGUCCGAUUUUAUGGAGAAGCCCUGGAAGCCACUCACCCGCAAACUAAGAGUUCCUGCUGCCAUUCUCAGCCCAUACAGGUUACUGAUGGUAGUGCGUCUUGUAGUUCUGUUUUUGUUCCUGUCAUGGCGGCUUCGAAACCCAAACCCGGACGCCCUGUGGUUGUGGGGAAUGUCGACGGUGUGCGAGAUAUGGUUCGCCUUCUCAUGGGUUCUGGACCAGCUCCCCAAGAUCAACCCCGUAAACCGCUCCACCGACCUCGCCGCCCUCGCCGAGAAGUUCGACCAGCCCUCCCCCUCCAAUCCCACCGGCCGCUCCGACCUCCCCGGCGUCGACGUAUUCGUCUCCACCGCCGACCCGGAAAAGGAACCCCCUCUCGUGACCGCCAACACCAUCCUCUCCAUCCUCGCCGCCGACUACCCCAUCGAGAAGCUCUCCUGCUACAUCUCCGACGACGGCGGCGCCAUCCUCACCUUCGAGGCCAUGGCCGAGGCCGUCAAGUUUGCUGAGGUGUGGGUACCUUUCUGCCGGAAGCACAAAAUCGAGCCAAGGAAUCCCGACAGCUACUUCAACUUGAAGACGGAUCCCACCAAGAACAAGAAAGUGCAGGACUUCGUGAAGGACCGGCGGUGGAUCAAGCGAGAGUACGACGAAUUCAAGGUCAGGAUUAACGGCCUCCCGGAAUCGAUACGCAGGCGGUGCGAAGCUUACAACUCCAGGGAGGAAAUAAAGGAGAAGAAAUUGGCCAGAGAAAAGAACGGGGGAGCACUGCCGGCGGAGCCGAUCAAGGUGACCAAGGCUACAUGGAUGGCGGACGGCACCCACUGGCCAGGCGCCUGGUACAAUCCCUCCGCCGAUCACUCCAAGGGAGAUCACGCUGGGAUAUUACAGGUGAUGGUAAAGGUGCCGGAGAACGAUCCGGUGAUGGGGCAUGCAGACGAGAAGGCGUUGGAUUUCACGGGGGUUGACAUUAGGCUGCCCAUGUUUGCGUACGUGUCGAGGGAGAAGAGGCCUGGUUACAACCACAACAAGAAGGCGGGAGCCAUGAACGCCAUGGUUAGAGCUUCCGCCAUACUCUCCAAUGGGCCCUUCAUACUCAACUUGGAUUGCGACCAUUACUUCUACAACUCCAUGGCAAUCAGGGAGGGAAUGUGCUUCAUGAUGGAUCGCAGCGGCGACCGCGUUUGCUACGUUCAGUUCCCCCAGAGAUUCGAAGGCAUCGACCCAUCCGAUCGUUACGCCAACCAUAACACCGUCUUCUUCGACGGUAACAUGAGAGCACUGGACGGGUUGCAAGGGCCGGUGUACGUGGGGACGGGGUGCAUGUUCCGGCGGUUUGCCCUGUACGGAUUUCACCCGCCGAGAGCAAACGAGUACUCGGGUGUGUUCGGACAGAACAAGAACCCCGCCCAGAUGCAGCAGGCUGGGGAAAUGGAGGACUCCGACACCCAGCCCUUAACUGGCCAUCCCGACUUGAACCUGCCCAUGAAGUUUGGGAACUCAACUAUGUUCACCGACUCCAUCCCCGUUGCUGAGUAUCAAGGCCGCCCCCUCGCCGACCAUUCCUCCGUCAAGAACGGCAGGCCCCCCGGCGCCCUCCUUCUCCCUCGUCCACCCCUCGAUGCCCCCACCGUUGCUGAGGCUGUCGCUGUCAUCUCCUGCUGGUACGAGGACAAAACUGAAUGGGGAGACAGGAUAGGGUGGAUCUACGGAUCGGUGACGGAGGACGUGGUGACCGGUUACCGAAUGCACAACCGGGGGUGGCGCUCCGUGUACUGCAUCACGAAGCGCGACGCCUUCCGUGGCACCGCCCCAAUCAACCUGACGGACAGACUCCACCAGGUGCUCCGGUGGGCGACGGGGUCCGUGGAGAUAUUCUUCUCCCGGAACAACCCGGUGCUGGCGAGCCCUCGCCUGAAGUUCCUGCAGCGCAUAGCGUAUCUGAACGUGGGCAUCUACCCCUUCACCUCCAUCUUCCUGGUGGUCUACUGCUUCCUGCCGGCCCUCUCCCUGCUCUCCGGCCACUUCAUCGUGCAGACCCUCAACACCGCCUUCCUGUUGUACCUGCUUACCAUCACCGUCACCCUCACCAUGCUGUCCCUGCUGGAGGUGAAGUGGUCGGGGGUGGGGCUGGAGGAGUGGUGGCGGAACGAGCAGUUCUGGGUGAUCGGUGGGAGCAGCGCCCACCUGGCGGCGGUGCUGCAGGGGCUGCUCAAGGUCAUAGCCGGCAUCGAGAUAUCGUUCAAGCUCACCUCCAAGUCGGCGGCGGAGGACGAGGACGACAUAUUCGCCGACCUGUACGCGGUGAAGUGGACCAGCCUCUUCAUAAUGCCGCUGACCAUAAUAGUGGUGAACAUAGUGGCGGUUGUGAUAGGGUUUUCGAGGACCAUAUACAGCGUGAUACCGGAGUGGAGCAAGCUGCUGGGUGGGAUCUUCUUCAGCUUCUGGGUGCUAGCUCACAUGUACCCUUUUGCCAAAGGGUUGAUGGGGAGGAGAGGCAAGGUGCCCACCAUUGUGUAUGUGUGGUCUGGCCUCGUUUCCAUUACUGUGUCUUUGCUUUGGAUUUCCAUCAGCCCUCCCACCGGCAGCAGCAACGCCUCCGGCGGUAACGUUUCCGUAUGA